Messenger RNA from Sitodiplosis mosellana (orange wheat blossom midge), 2453 nucleotides. RefSeq names its product ubiquitin-like modifier-activating enzyme ATG7 (gene Atg7). The record is from RefSeq and is a predicted model, not a curated record. Gene Ontology annotation, cellular component: cytoplasm; phagophore assembly site. The transcript has 11 exons. Gene Ontology annotation, molecular function: Atg8 activating enzyme activity; Atg12 activating enzyme activity. Lineage: Eukaryota; Metazoa; Arthropoda; Insecta; Diptera; Cecidomyiidae. Gene Ontology annotation, biological process: C-terminal protein lipidation; autophagosome assembly; piecemeal microautophagy of the nucleus. The coding region runs from base 42 to 2126 and encodes 694 amino acids.
AUUUCGCAACAUAUUUGAAAGUGUAUUGUGGUUGUUGCAUCAUGACCGAGGCAAAAAUCUUCCAGUUCCAGCCAUUUAGCUCAUUUGUAAGCUCAACAUUUUGGCACAAAUUGGCCGAAUUGAAAAUCGAUGUGGAUCGAUUGAAUGACGACCGCAAACCAAUCAAUGGUUUUUACACAAACUCCGAUGUGAUACACUGUUCACUUGAAACCGAUGCCACUUCAUUCAAUCGGGAAUUCGAAUCGCGAUCGAAUAAGUAUCAGAGUCACGGUGCAAUUGUUAACAAGAACAAGAUUGAGGAUUUCAAAUCGUGUGAUAAACUCGAAUUGGUCAAAGAAGAAGGUAAAUUAAUAUGGGAAGAUAUCACGAGUGGAGCCUGUUUGGAGAAACCAAGUCUUCUGUCCAGAUUUUUCAUAUUCGCAUUUGGAGAUUUGAAAGCAUUCAAUUACUAUUACCAUUUUGCAUACCCAUGCCCAUCGACGCCAAUUUUCGAAAAAACUGAUGACUCAAAAAUCAUCACCGAUGUGUUAAAUCCAUCCCAAUUGGAAGCCUUAACCAAAGUCUAUUUCCCAUUGUCCAGCGAGCAACGUUCAUUUUUCAUCAUCACCAAGAACGAUGCCGACGAAUUCAAUUAUAUUAAACUUUCCGAUAAAAUUAGCGCAACGAAUAAAAGCGAAAAUUUUGCCGAUGCAAAUUUGGAUGAGAUCUAUUUUUGUUUUUCGGAUCCGUGCCCAACGGUUGAAUACGCUGGCUGGCCGUUACGGUUAUUCCUAGUUAUGCUAACGCAUUUAUGUCCGAAUCUAAGAGAAAAGACGAUAAAAAUACUUUCGAUGCGCGUAAAAAAGUCGGUAUCGCUUGAGACAAGCGUUUUGUUUACAAUAAAACUGCCACCAGAUGAUGUUGACAUUCACAAUGUUAAAUGGAUUGGCUGGGAGCCAAAUGACCAAGGGAAAUACAUACCGCGUUGUGCGUCACUCGCAAAUAGCAUGGAUCCACAAAAGUUGGCAGAAAGUGGUGUUUACUUAAAUCUUAAGCUAAUGAAAUGGCGUCUAUUGCCCAGUCUCGAUUUGGAUAAAAUAUCCAAGGUUAAAUGCUUAAUCUUUGGUGCCGGUACUCUCGGAUGCUCAGUGGCCAGAAAUUUGAUGGCUUGGGGUUUACAACACAUCAGUUUUCUCGAUAGUGGUCAUGUGUCAUUUUCGAAUCCAGUGCGACAGAGCUUAUUCACUUACAAUGAUGCAUCAAAGAAAAAGGAGAAAGCCAAAACGGCAGCCGCCCGUCUAAAAGAAAUCCAUCCAGGAAUUGCUGCAACCGGUUACAAUAUUCACAUCCCAAUGCCGGGCUUUACAGUUGGUGAAUCGCUUAAAAAGCAAGCAACUGAAUCCCUGAAAACCAUUGAAGAGCUUAUCGAAAGUCAUGAUGUCAUCUUUCUGCUAACCGAUUCACGUGAGAGUCGUUGGUUACCAACAAUGCUGGCCGCAGCUCAUGACAAGAUCGUCAUAAAUGCAGCAUUGGGUUUUGAUAGUUAUUUGGUUAUGCGACAUGGCUGUAAUCCAUCGGCGAAUGAAGAUGCAGCAGAUGGAUCGACUAGUUCAGUUAUUGAUGGAUUAAAAUGCAUACCGGGCAACAAAUUGGGAUGUUAUUUCUGCAACGAUAUUACUGCCCCAGGUGAUUCAAUGAAAGAUCGCACAUUAGAUCAGCAAUGUACGGUAACUCGACCAGCUGUAUCGAAUAUCGCAGGCGGUUUGGCGGUUGAAUUGCUCAUUUCGUUAAUACAACACCCGCAACGGUCAAUGAGCCCGGCAUACAUUUCAAUCAACAAUCAUGACGUGCACACACAAAUCAAAUCGAUCCCAGAAGGUUUACUCGGCAUUAUACCGCAUUCAAUUCGUGGCUCACUCAGCAAUUUCGAACACAUUCAUCCCGCAACCGAACGGUUUGUACAAUGCGUUGCAUGCUCUAAGAAAAUCCUCGAUGAAUACCGCAAUCGAGGCCAUGAAUUCCUGUUUCAAGUCUUUGAAUCAUCGAAAUGCCUUGAAGAAUUAUCCGGCAUAUCGGAAAUGCUUAACGCACAACACGAAGAGAUUUUGGAAUUCGACGAAAGCUCAGACUUUGAAAUAUCCGAAUGAACAUGAGAGGCUAUAGCAAAAUUUAUUCAAAUAUUAUACAUGUUUUGGUAUAUUCCCAAUGGUUAAUUCCAAAGAUCGUCUUGUGAAAUUUAUCGUCUAAUUUGAAUAAGAGACUCCAACGUUGUUAAACAUAUUUAUUGUUUGAUUAAUAAAAUGUUUUUUUUUUUUUAAUUUUUCAUGAAAACUAAUUCAUUUUCUUCUUCAAAUUUUCAUGGAUUAUAUAAAUCCUUGUAUCUGCCUUUAUUGCAACUAUACCGAUUAUUCGUCAAUUUAUGUUUCAAAAUUCAAUUAUUAAAUCCAAAAUAAAUGCUUGUAAGACGAUUCAAA